AUGGAGCGCAAUCUUGCCAUUUCAGCAGCACUGAAUGAGGCCGUGCAAGUCCACCAUAUGUUAUCUAGCAUGGACUCAAGCUCUUUGGAAGUUCGAACCCAGUCGGCUUGGGCUGAUUGUUUGGAGCUCUACGAGGAAAGCAUUCAGAAGCUAAAUCGUUCCAUGUUUUUAACUAACACCAUGCAGAAUAAUAUCCAUGUCCAGACUUUGUUAAGUUCAGCACUCACCGACCAGGAAACAUGCAAAGAUGGUUUCAUAGAUUUCAGCUUAGCUGCUACAUAUUCCAAGUUGUUUCCCUUGAAUGAAUCCUCGGAAAACCUUUGCAAAAUUCUUGGCAUGAAUAAAGCUGUAAUGGCUUCCCAAACCUCAGGUUUAGCUAGUGAAGAAAAAUCAGAAGGGUGGCUCUUACGGAAUCGUGGUCUGCCGGAGUGGCUUUCGGAGAGUGAUCGCAGGAUUCUUCAGGAAGCACCACCCCCACCUGAUCUAGUAGUAGCACAGGACGGGUCGGGUAAUUACAGGACCAUUGGUGACGCUGUGGCGACCGCAGCAGCAGCACAGAAAGGGGGUAAGAGAUUUGUUAUAUACGUGAAAAGAGGAGUGUACAAAGAGUACCCGGUGAUCCAGGUUGAGAACUUGACGCUUCUGGGAGAUGGAAUUGAGGCUACCAUUGUUACUGGAAAUAGAAGUGUUGCAGAUGGUGCAACAACCUCUAAUUCAGCAACUUUUGUUGCUCAAGGACGUGGAUUGAUUGUCCGGGGCAUGACAUUCGAGAACACAGCCGGUCCCGAAAAUCACCAAGCCGUUGCAGUGCGGUCUCAAUCCGAUUUCUCAGUUUUCUACCAGUGCAGCUUCAAAGGUUAUCAAGACACUCUCUAUGUCCAGAAAGGCCACCAGUUCUACCGCGACUGUGACAUCUAUGGAACCGUAGAUUUCAUAUUCGGCAACGCUAUUGCAGUCCUCCAAAACUGUAAAAUCUUUGUGAGGAAGCCAAUGACUCAACAGACCAACGUUAUAACCGCGCAAGGGAGAACAUGUCCUGAUGAUCCCACUGGUAUUGUGUUGCAUGAAUGCUUUGUCACCGCCGCCCCCGACUUAAAACCGGUUCAGGGGAUGUUUAAGACUUUUCUUGGGAGGCCAUGGAAGGAAUAUUCUAGGACAGUGGUCAUGAAAACUUCUCUAGAUGAUUUAAUCGACCCUUCUGGUUGGACUCCAUGGAACUCUAGUAACUUUUAUCUGGACACCUUGUAUUAUGGUGAAUUCAAUAAUACUGGAAGAGGUGCAGAUACUCUCCACAGAGUCAAUUGGCCAGGUUAUCAUAUCAUAACAAAUGUUGGCGAGGCUCUGAAGUUUACAGUUGGGAGUUUCUUAAAUAAUAUACCAUGGCUGGGGGAUACUGGAGUGCCAUUCACUCCUGGCUUGUGA
Molecule: messenger RNA, 1422 nt
Organism: Daucus carota subsp. sativus
Lineage: Eukaryota; Viridiplantae; Streptophyta; Magnoliopsida; Apiales; Apiaceae
Product: pectinesterase
Exons: 2
Coding region: 1-1422 (473 amino acids)
Biological process (GO): cell wall modification
Molecular function (GO): pectinesterase activity; pectinesterase inhibitor activity
Source: RefSeq, a predicted model, not a curated record